CCUGAACUGUGUAGGACGGAGACUCUAUUUCCCAGACGUCUGUUGUUUUUACUGGUGUCUGUUCAGCACAGCCAGCCACCAUGCCCACUGACGCCCAAAGCGAUGCCCGCUCCUUCCUGACUGAGGAGAUGAUUGCAGAGUUCAAGGCCGCCUUCGACAUGUUUGACACCGACGGUGGCGGUGACAUCAGCACCAAGGAGUUGGGUACCGUGAUGAGGAUGCUGGGCCAGAACCCAUCAAGGGAGGAGUUGGAUGCCAUCAUUGAGGAGGUCGAUGAGGACGGCAGCGGUACCAUCGACUUCGAGGAGUUCUUGGUCAUGAUGGUGCAACAGCUAAAGGAGGACCAGGCUGGAAAGAGUGAAGAAGAGCUCUCAGAAUGCUUCCGUAUUUUUGACAAGAAUGGAGAUGGUUUCGUCGACCGGGAGGAGUUUGGAGAAAUCCUCCAUCUGACUGGAGAAGCAGUCACAGAGGAAGAUAUUGAUGAGAUGUUUGGGGAAUCAGACACAAACAAAGAUGGAAAGAUUGAUUUCGAUGAGUUUCUGAAAAUGAUGGAGAAUGUCCAGUAAUGAGGCCAGCUCUACAUUCCUUGGUGACCCUUCCUUGGAGAGAAUAUAAAGCACACUGUCUGAUGGAAACCUGCUCAGAGCUAACUCAAAAUGCUAUAAAUGCCUGUACAAGUAUGAAUCUGAAGUAGUUUCUGAGACGUCAAAAUGGAUAGAAGUGAAACUCCGUCAUCCCUACCCCCUUCCCCUUCUCAUGUGAAACCCAGGGGCUUGGUGAGGAUAUCUAUAAAUAUCUGUUCCAACCUUUUAAGACGAAGGCACCUUCUCCCAGCCAGCUCCUUGCGUGGGCCACUCAGCUGUCUAUUUGGCAGCUGCUGUCUCUCCAGAAAUGCUACACCC
Molecule: messenger RNA, 902 nt
Organism: Xiphias gladius (swordfish)
Lineage: Eukaryota; Metazoa; Chordata; Actinopteri; Istiophoriformes; Xiphiidae
Product: troponin C, skeletal muscle
Exons: 6
Coding region: 81-566 (161 amino acids)
Molecular function (GO): enzyme regulator activity; calcium ion binding
Source: RefSeq, a predicted model, not a curated record